Messenger RNA from Diversispora eburnea, 3213 nucleotides. The record is from the annotation of a GenBank genome assembly. NCBI's taxonomy places the organism in Eukaryota, Fungi, Glomeromycota, Glomeromycetes, Diversisporales, Diversisporaceae.
AUGUCCUCAACUAAUCAACAAAGACCAGGUAAUCCUAACAGACAACCACGUUCGAGUUCUUCAAGGCAAACAAGUCAGAAUAAUCCACAACGUCGACAUAAUCUUGGUGUAGGAAUAAGACAACAAUCCGGAGAGAUCAAUAACCUUACUAGACCACCAUUUCCAAACGCAUUGAGAGCACAAAACAUUUUAGUGAGACCUCCUACCCCAAUUAUUACUCCACCUGUUGUUAAUAUAAGUGAGAUCAAUAUCCCGAGGCAAGCGACACAAAGUGGUACAACUUCACUUGUUACAUCCACAAUUCAAAUGAAUAAUAAUAUUUAUCCUCGUCAAGAUCCCACUUCCUUAUCAUCGGAAGCAGGAAAUACUUUGUUUCCUUUAUCCACCUCUCAUGACGCGUUGAAAAAAAAAUCAUCUCAUGAUUUUCAUGAUAAUCAAGCCACAACGAAUAAACGUAAACAAUUUCAUGAUACACAUAAUCGUAAAAAAUUAUUCUUAAAAUACAAAUCAUCCACCAACGCCACUACCACUUCACAAUCCGGAUCAAAAUCAACGGAUGCAAUAUUAAAAUCGAUUUCGGAUAAUUUCGAAAAUGAUUAUGAAAAUCAACUUCUGGAAUUAGAUAAACUUUUAAAGAAAAAUUGGAAAGAGUUGACUUAUUAUCGUUUGGAUAAACAUGAUUUACUUAAUAAAUUAUCCGCAUCAUUUAGUGAUGAUUCCAAGAGAUCUUCUUUUGAAAAUAUUUUUAUUAAACCUUUACUUAACAGUAAUGAAGAUUCCAAAAAAUCAUCAUUCGGAAAAUUAAUAAAUGCUGUUGAGGAAGAACUUGGUUAUACUGUAAUAUAUUCAGUGGCUCCACGUCCAGCAAGAGAUAAUUUUGUUAGAAUAAUUGCAAGUCGAUUUAGAAUUAAAUUUGUAUCAAUGGAUUCUAAUGAAAAAUUUGUGGAAAGUGUUAAACCUUAUAAACGUUUAAUUGAAUAUGCUCGAAAAAUUGCUCAUCAAAUUAAUCAUCCUGGAUCUCGUAAUCAUGACAUGGAUCGACGUCAUAACGUUGCCGCAUCAAUUGAAAAUCAUAUUUCUUCAUUAGCAAGAAGACAAAUAUAUAUUAGUUCUUCAGAAUUAUUUUCUGAUGAUCCCACCGAUUUAUUUGCGGAUUUACCACAACGUACUGAAAUACCUGGUGGAUCUCAUCAAAUCCUUUUUGAAAGUAGAGAAGAUAUGAUGAGUGAAGAUGUUGCAUCAAAUACUACUACAACAAAUUUACAACAACCUUCAGAAGAAUUAAUAAUUGAUGAUGAAAAUGAAUCCGGUGUUGAAGGAGAAUCCGAAACAUCAUCUUCAAUAUUUACUAUACGUCGCCUUGGUCAUACUUCAAAUGAUCCAUUAAAUCAAGAAAUUCGAGAAAGUCAAGGUGAUCAUGGUACGAUCGAAAAUGUUAAUGAGAAUGGAUCUAAUGCGGAAGAAGGUGAAUCAAUAAUGUCAUUUCAAUCAUCAAUAAAUCUUCAAGAUAAAUCUUCUCAACAUUUAACUCAUAAUGAACCUGGACUCUUAAAUCCAAUUCAUAAUAAUGAAGAAUUUUAUAUAGGUGGUAAACGUAUAAAUUUAGAUUCCACAAUUUAUGCUGCCAUAUAUCGUCAUUUAUUAAAGAAUCAAUAUGAAAGAUUGAAUGUAGAUUUUUGGAGUGGGGAAUAUGAGAUCCAAUAUAAAAAAGUGAAAUCAUCACCUUUACCACUUCACGAUCGACACGUUCCUGCUGAAUUGGAAAUGACGGAUUCCGCCAAAGAUAUAUUAAAAUUCAUGGCUCAUUUACAUUCAUUAUAUGAGAAAACCGUAGCAUCAAAUAAAUAUGAUCCAGGAUUAUUCCUUUGUCGAGAUGUUGAUAUGAAAAUGGAACCUUUACUUAAAGAUCCUUUAUCAGCAUUAACUCAAACAUUUCCCGAUUUACAUCUUAAGAUUUAUACGGAUUAUCGAUUUUUGAUGAGUGCAAAGAAGAGGCAUGAAUUCUUUAAAGCGAAAACAUUUGGAUUACGAGAUUUAACGAAUUUCGAUUUAACUGAUGAAGAGAAAACUCUCCUUAGACCAGUCUUACCUAGGGAUGAAAGACCUGGAGGUUUAUUAAAACCCGAAUUAUUUAAAUGGUUUUGUAAACAUUUCCCAAGAUUAGGAACCAUUAAAUCUAAUCUUAAAGUUACAUUCACCGGAGAACGUGGUGUUGGUGAAGGGGUUGCACGUGAAUUUUAUGCGAUGAUGUCACUCGAAUUUUCACAAGUUAAUAGAAAUAUGUGGAUACAUGAUUCAGAGGCAGGAAUGAAAGAUGAUGUAUGGAUUAAAAAUGUGAAUGGAUUAUAUCCAGCUCUUAUAGAUAAAAAGAUGACGGAAUCUGAAGAAGGAACGGUAAUUCAGGAAAAUUUUCGACUUUUGGGUCAAUUUGUGGCGAAAGCUAUCGUCGAUGGACGAGUAGUGGAUUUACCAUUUAACAAAGCUUUUAUUGAUCUUUUACUGCAUCCGGGACAUAUAACAUCCAAAAUUUCUCGUGAUGAUGACCUUUUAUUAAUAAUUGAAUCGAUUAAAUCAGUUUAUCCAACGUUUGGUAAAACCUUAGAAAAUUUAUAUUCCAUGCAAAAAUUGGAUGAAAGUUUAUGUAUACCGUAUGACAUUCCGAUUGGAAGAUCAACGAAAACUCAAAGAAAUGAAAUCGAACAUGGAAUUGAUGUUCAAUACGUUACGAAAGAAAAUUUCCGAGAUUAUAUUUUAAUAUGUAGGGAUUGGAUUUUUGAACGAGGGGUACAAAAACAAAUUGAAUCAUUUAAAGAAGGAUUUAAUCGAGUAUUUCCAUUUGAAUUCAUGAGAGAAUAUUCUACAACAGAAUUUGCUCAAUUGAUUUUAUUCCAGGUAGAUGAAGAUUGGAGUAUUGAAAUGUUACGUAAACACGUUAAACCUUUGGAUUCAUCAAGUAAUUAUGAAGUUGAUAAAGUUGUCGAGAUUAUGUCCGAAUUUAAUUGUGAAGAGAAAAAGAAAUUUUUAAGAUUUGUUACGGGUAGUCCCAAAUUACCAAUUGGAGGAUUUGAAGCAUUACAACUUAAAAUUUCUACUCGAGAUGAAGAAAAUUCGUAUCCUCAAGGAAGAACUUGUUUCAAUUCAUUUAUGAUUCCAAGAAAUAAUAAUAAAUUAGAAUUAACCAAAAAGAUCAAGGUGUUUGUGCACGCAGCAUAG